UGCUGUUAUACCGCUUGGUUGCUGACCAUGCCGCUUCUAUCUUUGCGUAUCCGUUUAAAUGUAGCUAAACCUUGGCGAAACGCAAUGCUGGUAGCGAUUCCCUUUAAGUAUAAUUGGUUUGACUUUUUAACUGUACAGUUGUCGAGCUAGUUUAGCUAGCAUGUCCCCGAUAUUAGUAACGCUACAAGAGGCGCCACGAUUCUUUUCUGCACGAUGCAGUUUAUAGGGUAAAACUAGCCGAGAAGAACUAGCCGAGGUAUCGUUAGCAAACUUAGCUAGCUAGGUUAGCUAACUAACGUUAGUCGUUCACAAAAAAAAAGAAAUAAAGAAAAUUGGCUUUUAGAUUGGAGUAGCUAGUGUACUUGUUCGUUGGGUGUCAUAUGAAGCGUGUAAGAUGAUGUAUGCAUUUCAUGAGCGCAACAGUCUGCAGUUUGGUGUCUUACGCGUUAAUGUUUUAUAUUUAACGUGAGCCCCGAGAGCUAACGGUAACUUAGUUUGCUAAACAUCAAGCUAGCUAGGUCAGGUAACGUUCGCUUGGAAGUUGGUCCAUGCUAACAUGGAGCUUGCUCGCCAGCUUCAUGGACCAACUGGUUUGUUGUUUUUUCUAAACGUGUGGUUGGAGUUUUAAUCCUGUACUUUAGAGUCCACUUGCUGCAGACUAUUGUUAAUUUAACUGGUGGCAUGUGCAGCUGAAACAUUGUCUUGUCCAGUCUCUAACGUUAGCUAGCUAGUUUAACUGCAUCCAACUUUGUCGCGGCAGCUCAUGAGCUGGGAUGUUGGGAUUUGAGUGAUUCUCCUCGGUAUGUAUAUCAACACCACUUGGUGGAUUUUAUUUGUUGCCAGUAGGCCUUGUGGAAGUGUUGGUCAGCAACAGAGAUGAACUGUCCAACUCGACGGUGCCCGCAUUCUGCUGCAGAGGAGAGAGCACCAGGAUGAGGAGACUGUAGGCACCCGCCGUAGUAUGGCCGCGUCCCGUUCCUCACGCGUCACAAGGUCGUCAGUGGGGCUCAAUGGAUUGGAUGAGAACUUUUGUGGCCGAACCCUCAGGAACCGCAGCAUCGCCCAGCCGGAGGAGAACUCGGUGCCUCCGCUACCAAGGGCCCGCUCGCCCAAGAAAAAGCAGGAGUCGAAACAGGACGCCAGGCAGGAAUCUAAGCAAGAGGGCAAGCAGGAGUCAAAGCAGGAUGGCAAGGAGUCAAAGCAGGACACCAGACAGGACACAAAGCAUGAUACAAAGCAGGAGACUCAGCAGGAUGGCCAGCAGCAGGCCUUGUUGCAGGGAAAAGUAACUGACUCAAAUGCUUCUCCAGCUGAGGCGGAGCAAUGGACCAGCUCCAGAAAGCGAGGCGUGUCCUGUUUAGAAAAAGACAUACAUUCUGAGAAGUCAGAGAACUGUGAUAGAGGGAAGGGGACGCGGGAUGUCUGUCCUCAAAUCAAAAGGGCCAGACGGGGCUCCCGCUCUGGAGAGUCUCAGGGACACGAGGACGACCCUGAGCAUUUGAAAUCUGAAAGUUUAGUGUCUGUCCCAGAGCCUAGCAAGGACAACAGUUGUGAAGAAUUUCUCAGCCAAAACUUUGCUAACACAGCUCCUGCCUCACCUGUACACGGUAAAGAGGAAGGUGAACUGACAGGGGGGAAGGCAGAGGAUGGUCAUGUGGAGUGUGACGGGGCAGCUCAGCCCCCGAAUGCUCACAAAACCUCUAAUGGACUCAGAGACAAUAAAGCAGAGGAAUCUAGCACACUCACUGACGAGACUAGUGCAAACCCCACCUCUGCCACCAACUGUCCGACGCUGCUCAACGGUAGUCAGACGGAGGCUCCCUCAUCCCCUGACCCCGCUGUGCCUUGUAGAAACUCUGUCCCUCUGCAGAUGGAGGUCUCUGGCUCAGGGCAAUGGCCAACCUCAUCUGCAUCAACAUUUGAGGCUGUUCCAGAGGAUCUUGUCCCUGAAUUGAUAGUGGCCAAGGAGCAGGAAGUGGAGGAGUUGGAGGUGGAUGUGGUAGGUGACCCGUUGUGUCUUGCCCACGAGGAGCAGGUGACGGAGAUUGAGAACGAAACCAAUGGCCGGCCGCUGACACCAUUGCAUGAAGCUGCUUCCUCCACCAUCUCCAACAUGAACAGUAGUCCAAUCAACAACAACAACAGCAACUCAGGAGAAGCUACACCCCCACUAGCAACAACCCCCUCCCCCACAGAGCUAGGGUGCAACCCCUCAAUAUCCAGCACGUCGCCCUCUUUCAUAGAGCUCUAUGAACACAGAUACACCCUGCGGACUUCACCCAGGAGGGCUACCACUGGUGGCAAGGCCCCAUCCUCCAAGCUCAACUCUCCUCCCAGAGACAAUGGUCCCUUGAGGGAAGAGGGGGAGGUGGAGGUUGGGUUGGAAGAGGACUGCCCUGCAUUGGAGGAACCUGCUCCCUCAGAUUGUGUUGGCCCCUCCAGUGAGGAGCUGGUCUCCGUGGAUCCUGAAGACAGAGCAGGUGGUGAGGACAGUGUGGCUGUGGAGGCCAAAGAGGUUGAGCGAAGCAAGGAGCUGACACGAAGCCAGGCAGCAGAGGAGGAGGAAGAAGAGGAGGAGCCAGACGUGUAUUACUUUGAGUCGGACCACCUGGCUCUUAAACACAACAAAGAUUAUCAGAGGCUUCUGCAGACCAUCGGUGUUCUCGAGGCCCAACGCACACAGGCCAUCCUAGACCUGGAGACGUUGGCGUGUCACCAGAGGGAGGCACUCGGAGAUCCUAUCAGCUUUGUGGAGCAGCUGCAGAAACGGGUUAAUUUGGGCUUGCCGUGUCCUCAGCGAGUCGUGCAGCUCCCUGACGUUGGAUGGGAGCAGUACACCUCAGGCCUCGGGGACUUUGAGAGAGAGUUGUGUGACAAGAAACGGAAAACCAGGCAGCUAAAGUUGAUCUUCGACCAAGGUUUGCCUGCUCGACCAAAAAGUCCUGUGGAGCCCAAGAAGGAAGGCGAAUCCUCCGCCAUGUACUCCUCUCUGCCUACUAGUGACGCUCCAGAGAAUGGCAGCCAAACACAGAUGAUCAGGGGGAGGAUUUGUCACCCAAAGAAGUCUGACACAUUUAACCAGCUGUGGACUGUGGAGGAACAGAAAAAACUAGAGCAGCUUCUUGUCAAGUUCCCUCCAGAGGAAGUCGAGUCCAGAAGAUGGCAGAAGAUUGCUGAUGAACUCGGCAAUCGAACAGCAAAACAGGUUGCCAGUAGGGUUCAGAAGUACUUCAUCAAACUGACAAAAGCUGGUAUCCCUGUGCCUGGAAGAACACCCAACCUGUGCAUGUACAACAAAAAGGCAACCAGUAAGAGGCAGCACCACCUCAACAAGCACCUGUACCGGCCGUCUACUUUCCUGACCUCCUAUGAGCCUCCGGUCUACAUGGAUGAAGACGAUGAGCGCUCGGCGUAUUACAGCGGCGUGCAAGACCCCUCUGCUGAUGACUCGGAUGAGGAGGCUAUACCUGUGGAGUUGAGAAAUUUGCCAGAGUACAAAGAGCUUUUAGAGCUGAAGCGACUGAGAAAACAGACGCUCCAGGAAAUCCAGGAGGACAGGGCCGGGAUGUUGCACGUAGGCUACAAGUGUGACAUCUGUGGCAUGGAGCCCAUCCAGGGAGUGCGGUGGCACUGUCAGGACUGUCCACAGGACAAUUCGGUCGAUUUCUGCUCCAACUGCUCCGACUGCUUGUUUAAGACAGAGACCCACAAGCCUAACCACCACUUGGAACCGGUGCACCAGCCAGACACUUUUCUGGACAGGGACUACUGCCUGCCGCAGAGCACAGGCUACAACUAUCUGGACCCUAACUACUUUCCAGCCAACAGAUGACAGGGUCCCAGGUGCCUCUAGCUCCAGGCUCUCUCCACAUAUCCCAGCGGCCACUCUGUGCAUGGCUCCAUUCUCCAAGUCCAAGAUAACCGCUUAACCCGCCGCCUGGCAGGAAGGCCAGCAGGCGGGAAAACCGCCUGGGGCCUCAAACCAGACCACAGUGCUGCUGGUGGGGAGGGGGGCUGUUGGUGAACUGGCCUCCCUGAUUCAAGCAAGAGCCAUGUUGGUUCCUCAGUACAAGGGGGGCCCUGCUCCACCUCAGCCAGGUUAAUCAAUGGAUCUGUGAUUUGAAACGAUACACUAUUUUUUAAAAACAAAACAACA
This is a messenger RNA of Etheostoma spectabile (orangethroat darter), 4156 nucleotides long. RefSeq names its product zinc finger, ZZ-type containing 3 (gene zzz3). NCBI's taxonomy places the organism in Eukaryota, Metazoa, Chordata, Actinopteri, Perciformes, Percidae. The transcript is spliced from 12 exons. The record is from RefSeq and is a predicted model, not a curated record. Bases 962 to 3832 code for a protein of 956 amino acids. Gene Ontology annotation, molecular function: zinc ion binding.